AUGAGUAGCGAUUGUCUCACCGCCCAUUUGCUCUCAAGCUUUUUCCGCACCGACAGGCGGUAUAUGGCCUACGGUGCUGGCGUACUCUUCGGCCGAACGCCCCAGUGGGGCGCCAGAGUUGUUGGCCAGGCGCUGGGCACCUGGCUCGGCGGCCGCUACACCCAGGGUUGGGCCCUCCUGGACGUGCUCGCCUUCGCCCCCCCUGGGCGUGUUGGCAAGAAGGCCCAGACUCGCGCACCAGUGCCCGACGCCCGCGUGCAGGAGGCCAAGGCGCCAGCUGCGGACCCAGACCUCCAGUUCGAGGUGGUCGUGAUAGGAGGAGGAGUUAUCGGCCUCAGUUUGGCGCUCCGCUUGGCUUCGUCACUUCGUGGCAGACAACGCGUUCGGGUAUACGAGAGCAGCUGGACGAAGGCGGACGGCGUAUUGCGAAGGGACAGCGUGUCGGCUAAUUCUGGUCGAGGUUUACAGGUAGUGACUCUGGAACAUGGUGCGUUCUCGCAGCUCCCAGUCGACGCACAAGAGCGCAUCUUCCCGCCUGACAGCUUCAUGAGCCAAUGGCCUUUGCUGGACGGCCGCGAGCAUUCUCGCAACGUCUCACUCGGCGAUCUUGAGGCUGCAUUGCUGGAGGUCGUGCAGGAGGCGCCUUACCGUGACGUGAUUGAACUGCACCGUGGGGUAUAUGACCGAUCGGAGCACGACCGUGUCGCCUCGGAGGACAUGUUCCACGCGCUGGUCCUGGCCGACGGGCCCGACGCCGUGUCAGCUCGCCGCGAGGUGUUCGGGCAGUUGUUUGGCCCCGGCGAUCCUGCUGAGAAUGCGGAGAGUUUCUCUGCGCCGCGUUCCGCAAGCCCGACGACUCGGCGCCACUAA
This is a messenger RNA of Prorocentrum cordatum, 870 nucleotides long. The record is from the annotation of a GenBank genome assembly. Lineage: Eukaryota; Dinophyceae; Prorocentrales; Prorocentraceae.